Molecule: messenger RNA, 2529 nt
Organism: Phalaenopsis equestris
Lineage: Eukaryota; Viridiplantae; Streptophyta; Magnoliopsida; Asparagales; Orchidaceae
Product: phosphatidylinositol 4-kinase gamma 4-like
Exons: 3
Coding region: 383-2098 (571 amino acids)
Molecular function (GO): protein binding
Source: RefSeq, a predicted model, not a curated record
AGUGAGGUUGCCUUCGUCUCACUUCACUGAAGCUACUCCGCUUGGUAACGGCCAUUUUCUCCGUCAGACGUCGUCAGUCGGAGCGCAUAUAAAAGCUCUGGAGCUCUUUUUCAUCCCUCACGGCUACCCUGCUCGCCUUCUGAAGAAAGCACGACGAGUCCCUUUGGAAGGAGGGAAGCUUUUGCAGAGAGGAGAGCCGCUGCAUGAAGGAGGAAGAUGGUCAGAUGAGUCGAUGAGCGCAGUUCUUUUUUCCCGCCGAAUCUCCAAUCAAAGCAUUCACCGCUCCCUUCUGACUGAGGUUUUGGGAAGAUUUGGUUUGGUGGAUGUGAAGAGGUCUAUUCAGUGACGAUUUCUUGGGGUUUUUAGUGUGUAAAGAAGGAAGAUGUCGUCCGCAGGAAUUGCAGUUAGCCAUUUUAGGGUGGAUCAGGUUCUUUCUCCGGUCCGGACAGAACGGAGUCCUUCGCUGCUUCACUUUGAGAAAUCCGUCCUGAUCUACCUUACCUUCCCGGGCUCAUCGGUGAUGCCGAUGAGAGUUCUUGAAUCUGAUUCAAUUGCCUCCAUCAAGCUUCGAAUCCAGAGCUACUCAGGAUAUGUUGUUAGGGAUCAGAGGCUUGUGUUUGAUGGUAGGGAGCUAUCCCGGAAUGAUUGGCUUGUCCGCGACUAUGGUUUGUCGGAUGGGAAUGUCAUUCAUCUUGUAAUCCGUCUAUCGGACUUCCGAUUAAUCACUGUAAAUGAUACCCGUGGCAAGAAAUUUGAGUUCCAGGUUGAACAGAAUCGGAAUGUUGCGUAUAUUAAGGAUCUGAUUGCUAAGAAAGCUAAAGAUUUAGUGGAUAUUAAAUAUCAAAAGCUUGUCUAUGAAGGAGAGGAGCUUGACGAUCAGCUGCUGAUAAGUGAGAUUUGCAAUAAUAUUGAUUCCGGCAUCAGCCUGUAUAUCCGUGAGCCCGCAAAGGUUGGAACUAAGCUUUUUGAGAGGGAUUUUAAGCUAACUAUUGAUGCUCUAAGAGGUGAGGGGAAGAGAGCUAAUGAUUUGAAGAUAGUUACCACCGAAUCGUUUCACAAACCUGCUUGGAUUGAGCCAGUUAUUGUAAACUCUAAGAUCAAGCUCUCUCCAAUGCUCGAGGAGCUAAUAAAUGCAACAGAUGCUGGCCUAAAGCAGCGAAUCAAGCCAGUCAUGACGUCAGAAGGUUCAGGUGGAGUUUACUUUAUGAAGGAAGGUUCAGGUCGGAAGAAUGUGGCUGUUUUCAAACCAAUCGAUGAGGAACCAAUGGCUGAGAAAAAUCCUCGUGGACUUACAAUAUCUCUUGAUGGUGAAGGGCUGAAAAGGGGGACGCGUGUGGGAGAAGGUGCACUGAGGGAAGUUGCAGCUUACAUCCUCGAUCAUCCGGCGAGCGGUUUCCGCAGCUUCCUCUCCGAUGAACAAGGAUUUUCCGGCGUUCCUCCGACAGUCAUGGUCCAGUGCUUGAGCGGGGGCAUGGACGAUCCUUUUGAAACGAAGGAUUUCAAGAUCGGAUCACUACAGAUGUUCGUUAAGAACUGUGGAAGCUGCGAAGAUAUCGGUCCUCGAACAUUUCCUGUGGAGGAGGUUCACAAGAUUGCUGUUUUGGAUCUAAGGCUUGUUAAUACAGAUCGCCAUGCGGGGAACAUACUGUUCUGCAGGGAUGGAGAAGCCGGAAAAAUCUCUCUGGUUCCCAUUGAUCAUGGUUACUGCUUACCUGAACACUUCGAAGAUUGCACAUUCGACUGGCUCUUCUGGCCUCAAGCUCGGCAUCCAUUUGAUUCAAGGACAUUGGAUUACAUAAAGUCACUAGAUGCAGAGAAGGAUCUGGCCCUCCUCAAGUUCUAUGGCUGGGAGCCGUCGCCUGACUGCGCUCAAACGUUUCACAUCUCUACCAUGCUGUUGAAGAAAGGAGCCGAAAGAGGGCUCACUCCCUUUGACAUUGGGAGCAUCUUGUGUAGAGAGACAAUCAACAAGAAAUCCAUGAUUGAAGAAAUGAUUUUGAAAGCCAUGGAUUCAGUUCUUCCAGGCUCCAGCGAAGCUGCUUUCCUGGAAACAAUUUCAGACAUCAUGGAUGGUUAUCUCGACAAACUCACGCAGUAGAAUGGAUUUAUCAGUAAGUAAUAGUAUUCGCGUAUGGAGAAUUUAUUUUCAUGAAUGGCUUUUUCAUGGGUGAUGGUUGGUAGAGGAAGCCCGCUCUAUUUUUGUUGAUAGAUAGAUGUUCUGCUUGGACGCCCCAUUCAGAAACAGGAAUGCGAGGUCUUCGAGAAGAUGCAUUCUAGGGUUAGUGCGGUUAUCAGUUAUGCUCCUUUUUUAGCAGCUCUGCUGGUGAAUUUUUUUUAAUUGGGGGCAGAAAUACAUGUCCCCAUUAUUUUGUGAUUUUCAGAACAGUUUUUUCUUCAGAUUCAUGUCAGGGAUGUGGAGCAAAAAAAAAAAAAAAACUCAUUUCUUUGAUCUGAAUAUAGAAAUGAACUGGUGGUGUUUUUGUCCUGAUCAGUUGGAGAGUUUUAUGUAAUUAUAUGAUUUAAAUUUUG